Messenger RNA from Porites evermanni, 11322 nucleotides. The record is from the annotation of a GenBank genome assembly. NCBI's taxonomy places the organism in Eukaryota, Metazoa, Cnidaria, Anthozoa, Scleractinia, Poritidae.
AUGUUGUCUGUACGCACAGCUUUUAGGAGUCAAGCCUGCAGGUAAGUUGAUUUCGUUUCAUGCGCGCGAUUUGUAUUGAAAGCGAUGUGAACAUGCGGCAAAAACAAAAACAAAUCACUCCUAAAAUGUUGUCCUUACGCAAUACACGUAUUAUAACUUUUUUAUAUACGUUGGAGGGUGCAGCGUUUCCGGUGCAGCUUGUUCAGUUUUCUUUCACACAUGUUUUUCAUUUUCCUUCUUGAACAUUAAUUAUCGAUCCCUAAAAAGUGACCUGACUCAGGGUUAUUUUUCUCUAAUUUGUUGUCGAGUUAAAACCAACAGUCCACUAAAUAAGGGAGUCGACAUGUACAUGUACAUGUAUGUUUAAACAUGCAUGCACAUGUCAACCUCCCUCGGCUGUUGUUUUUAAAUUUGCGUGGUUCUAUCUGUAAGCCAUCACGUAAAAACAUGUUUGAAUUUGGGGUUUAACAUUUAAGCUUUGCUCACUUGAAUGACUGCAAGUUUUGUAAACUUUAUUUUAAUAGGCUAGUUUUAUCAGUUUUAUUCAGAUUCAAACUAUUUGAAGUAAACCGUGUGUGGGACUUUUUUCUCUUUUGUUUACUUUUUAAAACUUGUCAUUAGUUUGGGUGGAGUCAGAUGUAGAUGAUCCUUAAUUUUUAAUGAUGCAGGUAAUUUUUAAUCAUUUAUUAUAUAAACAGCUCUUUAAAUGACAGUCUAUAAAGAGCUGUUAUUAUGUCCUAGAUGUUCUGUGUAUUUGACAUACAAAACAUAAUAAAACAGGACGUGAUUAGUUAAGCACAUUAGUGUAUCUGUUGUGGUUCAAUUUUAUCCUUGGUUUAAAUUUUAUUUUCCUUUGUUUUGGGGUAUAGUAAUGUAUGAUAAUGAGUUUAAAACAUGGUCAUGUGAUAAUUUUAUUGCCCGUGCCGUGUUGUUCAUGACUUAAUAUGUAGUUGCAUGCACUCAUGACUGUAGCAGGUCAUUUCUGUUGUUAAAUUUUAACUCAGUCAAAAAUAAUAGCUGUUGCAAAAAAUAAUAACUUGGUUUAUGUAUUACUUAUGAAUUGAGAUUGGUAUAGCAGUAGGGGAAAAGAGACUUUCGAAACCAACUCAUGCUACUGUAAUAUUUACACGUAGCAUGGCAAGCAUAUGAGUUGUUAAUAUGAGUAGCCUGAUGGUUUUUUUCUAAUCAACCCUUAAUAAGGUAGCUCAAUAGGGUUUUUUGAGGGCAAUAACCCCCAAGCUUGAGCAAAAACAAUGUCGCCAUUAACAAGGAUUUAGAAAAACUAACACAACACCUGUAUUUGAUAAAGGAGAAAAUUUGUUGUGAUAAGGGAUACAAUGACAUAUGAGUUGUCAUAGCAACAAAAUGACGCCAACACCUAAUUUACUUGCAGCCUUAUUUCUUGGCAGUGGGAACUGUUCUUCCAAAAUUGUUCACAGAAACUUUUUCCAUUGAUAGCCGCUUCAAUGUUCGUGAAGUUUAAGCGAAAUCUGUAAGAGCAUUAUCGAGAUAUUUUGGGAUGAAGUUUUUAUGGUUAGCAAUACAGUGAAAACUGGACAAUCUUUCUUUUCAGCAGGUGCUUUUGAAAUGCAAUUUCACCUCAUAAUAGUUUCAAUCUGUUUAAAAAUGUGUGUGAAAGAUCAUGGAUCAUUCUCAAUUUCCUGUGUCUCUUAGCCCUUAUUCUUCAUGAAUUAGGGCUAGGAGACAAAGGAAAUUGAGAAUCAACCUAAGUUAAAAAAUUUUAACCUGAAAUUUAUUUUGAUUUGUAACAUAUACAAGCGUGGAAUGGGGACAACAUUGAAUUUAACCAUGAUUGUGUUUAAAUGUAAGUUGAUUUAUUCUGUUUGUUUAAGAAUUCUUGGAGUAAGAAGCUUAUCUCUGCCUCCCAAUGAACCACCUACAAAUCUUGAGAGGAAUAGUACUGAUCUUCAAAAGUUAAAAGCAGAAAUCCAAAGAGUCCAAAAUGAAACAGUGGAGAUUCCAUGCAUCGUUGGCGGAAAGGAAGUGCUAACUGGGAACACACAUUAUCAAGUAGCAGUAAGUAGACCGCGAUUGUUGGUCCCUUUGCUACAAUCUUGGACAGAAAUGUUAAGAAAAAUGCACCUUAUAUGUCUCAUUUUCUCAUCCUUCCCUCUAAAGCCCAGUUCACUCAAGAUAUUUCCCCCUCCCCCCCACAAAAAAACAUUAUGUUUAAGUGUGGCCAGAACAUUUUUGCUCCCGACUAAACAACAAUGACCAGGGAGGGGUCACCAUGGUGCCAAAUUUGCAGGGUGGGUCCACUAUGCAUGAGAAAGUGCAACAUUCUUCUUUUGUCCAAGAUUGUAGUGAAAAAAGCCAAUAUUUCGCGAUGCUACCACUGGUUUCCCCACAAAAUGAUAUCUGACAAAUGAGCACGGAAAUUCUAUACUGAUGAUGCGUCACUUCCCCAGAUCUCAAUAGUGCUUUUGAUUGUCUGAAAAAUUGCUUCAACCAAUCAGAAGUACUUAUAACCUAGAUCUGGAUAGUGACGCAUCAUCAAUAUGGAAUUUCUGCACUGUCUUAUUUCUCAGACAUCAUUUCGUGGCAAAGCCAUUAGUGGUAUCGCAAAAUACUGGCUCUUUUCUCCGCCUAUUGAUGACUAACAUACAAUUUGUUAUUUGUUUCUACUUGUCAUUUGCUGCUGGCAAUGAAACUUCUAAAUAAAUGAUAAUAAAUUAUCAUUACUUUAUUCACAAGUUUUUGGGUGUUAAACAAUGAUUUUUUUGCCGUGAUUACUAAUAAUAUUCAUUCGUAAUCUGUGCUCAAUCCAUAGCCAUACAACCACUCCCUGAAGAUUGCAAAGUACCAUAUGGCAACCGAGGUUAGUAAAAAAACUUUUCACCUUCUUCAGGCUGUUUUUACUUCUGCUUCUUGUUUAACACCCUUGGACAUCUGUCUAUGGGAGCAAGAAGGAGUGGCUGUACUCACUAAGGUGGACUGAGUACUGUACUCAUCACAGUGCAGCCAGGAAAACCACGAACACUUGAAAUAUCUCAGUAAUGCUUAUUGUGUUACGACCAAUCACAGCAAAGAUCUAGACACGUGAACUGGCCUCAAAACCCCGAAUUAAUUAACAUCUUUGUUUGACGUUUAGGUUUCUCACGUCCAAUAAUUGGCUUUUUUCUUGUAACACAAUAACAUUCCAGAAAUAUUUCUGGUGUAUGGUUUUCCUGGUUUGACUGUAAGAUGUCAAGUUGCUGGGUAUAUGCAAUUAGUACGCAGGGAAUUGGACAUUGAACAACUAGGAAAAUAUGUUGGUUCUGUUUGUCUUUUCUUUUCUAUGAAAGUAACUGGGGGUCAUGCUCAUUAAAACCUGGGCAAACCCCUGGCCCCUGGCCCAUAGUGACUGCAUGCCCUCCUUUUUUAGUGAACUUACGCAACAGGAUGGGAGAGGAAAGAAGAAGGAAAACCUUGUGUGACGAGCGUGACAAUAAUUUUGUUUGAAAAAUAGUGUUUUGCCAAACUUCACCUUCCUUUAAACAGAUCUUUUGUAAAAGAACAGAAACUUAAAUGUUAAGUGAAGAUCACGACAAAACAGGCCAGUAAUAGCCCUGUCAUGUUUGUCACACACAAGCAUUUUGCCGUUGUCUUCUUUCUGCCGUCCUCUUGUGUAAAAUACUCACUGUUAUCACUGUCAUUUUAGGAAGUUAUUAGAGAGGCAAUUGACAGUGCAAUGGAAGCAAGGAAAGAAUGGGACAGAACACCCCACGAACACAGGGCUGCUAUUUUUCAAAAAGCAGCAGAUUUGAUCACUGGAAAAUACAGAAUACAGUCUUUGGCUGCAACUAUGGUGGGGCAGGUAUAAAGAAUGCUGUUAAACUUUGUGCAGUCAUUGUUGUUUUUAUAUUUACAUAUACACUCAGACAAGGGACCAGUGUUUCUCCCUGAAUUUUAGCUCAGCAGGUAAGGGACCAUUCAUGGCCGGUAAGGCAAGAAAUAUGUGCCACAGGCACACUUUCCUGGGAGGAGGGGGGCAGUGGAGUGAGGGACAUGGCUUUGACCUCAAUGUGAAAUUUAGGAGCUAAGUUCUCUGAAACGUCAUUCCCUCAUUUUACGACCUAUUUGAUGCAAAUCAGCUGUCAUCUUAAGAUAACAAUUUAAAACAUUUCAUUCCAGCAAAUUUACAGUCUUCAAUGCUCUCUUUCCAAAAUACGUGGCCCAUAAAGAGAAAAGCUGUGUAUACUUUAGUACACUUCGUAUAUUCAUUCAUUACAUUGAUCAGAUCAGAUCACAACUUUUGUAUUUCUUAAAACAACUAAUUUAAUUUCAGUGACCCUUCAAGCUGUUGCAAGCAGUAAGAAGUGUUGCUUCAGACGGUAAAUUUCACCGGUUACCGCCUGAUAAGGAGAACACUGAGCGACUGAUCUCAAAAGUAUAAUGAAAUGAAAGUCAAUGUAUGAUCAUGGUUUUCAGAUUGAAUUCACACCAGUAGAGUGGUUAGAUGUCUGUACAGUGCUAAUAUAUGUUAUUGUUAUAAUUACUGAGAACGUUUGGUUCUUGUUCAUAUUAUGGACAGUUAUGAUACAGAAAUUUGGCUUUUCACUUUGUUCUGAUCAAAAUCUUUCCAGGCAAAGACUGCAUUUGAGGCUGAUAUUGACUGUGUACAAGAGAUUGCUGACUUUUACAGAUUUGGAGUCCAUUAUGCCAAGGUAACUUUCUGUUCUAAGGAAACUAUAAUUCCGAAUCCAAAUCUGUUUACUUUGUGGCUUUUGUAGUUUACCAGGAAAUUCAAGAAUCUGGAUCAUACACUAAUAGUUUCUAUAGUGAACCACUUCUAUUAAAUAAUUUAUUCAGCACCAUGCUAAUGCUUAGCUUCCUUGAAGUGGUUAUCAGAGAGGUCAUAAAAAACUGAUGCUAGGACUCAUUAUUGCCAUUAGGAUGAAGUUCUAGAAUGCUUGGCAUCUGCAAUGAUAGCCUUACAAAAACUCAGGAAAAAUACAAACUAAAUCUAAAUUUGAUUAAAUUAGGAGCUUUACGAUGGACCACAGCUUCACCAGCCUCGCGGUGUAAUCAACAGACUCAUAUACAGAGGACUAGAGGUAAGAACAUUAUUUUGAAAACAGCAGAUAUUACAGUCAUGGGGGAGCGAGGGUGGUGCUCUGGUGAGAGCACUUGCCUCCCACCAAUGUCGACACCAUAUGUGGGUUGAGUUUGUUGUUGGUUCUCUCCCCUGCUCCUAGAGGUUUUUCUUUGGGUACUCGGGUUUUCCCCUCUCCUCAAAAACCAACACUUCCAAAUUCCAAUUCGAUCUGGAACGCACGGACACGUUUAAAUGAGUUCAUAUGAACUCUUAAGUGCUUCGUGGGUAAAAAAGCAAUUUUUUUUUUUUUACAGUCAUAGUUAUUUAAUAACUAUGUUACAGUGUGCAUCAUAAUGCUAUCUAAUUUCAAGUUGCAUACUUCAAGAUUGGGAUGCACAUUUAUUCUCGUAGGUAUUUUAAAAAUCCAACUCAAUUCCUGACUAACAGCAUAAUUUUCCUCAGGGUUUUGUAGCUGCCAUUUCUCCCUUCAACUUCACCGCUAUCGGAGGAAACUUGGCUGGCACUCCUGCCAUAGUGGGUAAUGUGGUGCUCUGGAAACCUGCCUCAACAUCGAUACUUUCAUGCUAUCUUGUCCAAAAGAUUUUCCAGGAAGCUGGUGUCCCUGAUGGUAAGGAAAUAAGCACACUUUAGUGAUUUUCAAUUACCUUAGCUCUUCGCCAGUGGACUCUCUUUGACUCAAGGAGGGUCUGGACAGGGCUCUUCAAUUCCUUCAUUCUGAGUAAAAUUUCUCUCGAUCGUGCCAUCCUGACAUCUCCUGUCACAUGAUUUUGUUGAAAGCCCUUUGCUUCACCAGUUCCUUGUUUGAAGACCUUACACUUGUUAACACUGGUAGUAUAUUAACAUAGCUAUUCCUCCCUCCGUAGGGGUAGUGAACUUUCUGCCUUCAGCUGGGCAAACCUUUGGUGACACCAUAACAAGUUCACCUCACCUAGCAGGAAUUAACUUCACUGGCAGUGUUGAGUAUGUUAUUUUUCAUGUUUGGCAGGGGUGGGGGGGGGGGCUGUUGCCUUGUGGGAGGUUGGACUAUAAUUUAUCAAUGACACCCCAAAGUAUUACAUUACUUUCUGGUACCUCUAAUGUCUUGUUUUAACUAAUGUUGCUUCUCAUUGUUCCUAGGACAUUCAGACAUAUAUGGAAGAAAGUUGCGGAGAACAUUGAUGUGUACAGGUAAGGGUUAAUAUUAAAUAUGUACCAUACAUUUUACAGUAUUUUACAUGGUAAGUGCCUCAAACAUAAAUUUAAACACCCUAAAAGCCAGCAAAGCAUAAUUAUCUAGUAGUUUAAUACGUUUGUCCAGCAAAGUUAUUUUUAAAACUACAACAACUGUUAUUAUUUUUUAUUGUUAUUGUUACAGAACAUUCCCAAGACUUACUGGAGGUUUGUACAAUGUACGGAGUAUGCCACGAGUACCUGCUGGAUUUAAAUGGUUUCUUUAUAGUUUUCAAUUAACUAAUAAUUCUUUGCAUUUUUUUUCUUCAACAGUCAGAACAAAUCCGAGUUCACUCAAAACGUUUUGGAAUAUUUUUUACUUUACCAGUUCACAAAAUAAAUGCAGCUACUGUUAAUAGUACCAAGUUCUUGUGUUUUACUCUCCACUUACCUCUGUACAGGAGAAAACUUUAAAAUUAGAAACUUGUUGUAAGUUUUCAAUAGUCAGUUGCAUUGUAUAUUUAAAAAUACAUGCACUAAACCCUUAGCUCUUGUGUGAAGCUAAUUGUUGCUUAUUGUUUAAGUUAUUUUGUAUUUUUUUAACACUUGCAGAAUGUGGAGGAAAAAACUUUCACUUUAUACAUACAUCUGCUGAUGUCGGUAAUGUUUCCUCAAAACAAUUCUUUAUCCUAACUUGCAAAAUUAUCUACUUACAGCUGUAUGCUAUUUCUGUAAUAUUUUCAGUCAGUACAAGUUAUUUAUUUCUGUUCUGUACACCAGACACAGCUGUUAACUGCACCAUGAGAGCGGCGUAUGGUUAUGGUGGACAAAAGUGUUCUGCUUGCUCAAGAUUAUAUGUCCCAGAGUCACUAUGGGGAAAGGUAAACUCUGAUACUAAGCUUGUUUUAUGGAAGGUCUUCCUGAAUAGUGAUUAAAGGGGCUAACAUUUUGUCAGGUUUUAUCACAGAAUAAAGUUCUUUUUCUAUCCCUUGUCAAAGACCUUGAAAGAUCAAUUCUACCUGUGAUAACACUGAAGAGCGUAAGCCCCUCUAUAGAAAUUUAACUUUCCUGGAGGUUGUAGAUACCGUAAGAGCUUACAUCCUUUUCCAAGAAUACAAUAAUAGCAAGCUUGCUUCAGAUGUGUUUUUCAGUAUUUGCCAGAGAUGGGAAUGAAGAUAAUCAAGUACUGUUGUUUUUCUUUGCUAUUCAGGUGAAAGAAGGUCUUAUUGAAAAGCAAAAGGAGAUGAAGUUAGGAUCGGUAGGUUGUAAACUUGACGUUUGUAUUUGAGACGCUUACAUGUACUUACUCAGCUCAGCUUAACGGUUGUAAAUUCUCUAUUGAGUCUCCCCCCUCCCCUCCUCUCCCCUCCUCAUUUAAUCAUAAAUGAUAGGCUGUAUCAACCUAUCACAACUGUAACACUUUAUGCAUACUUAUCUGGUAUGGUUCAUUCACAUGCUGGAGAUUCAGAUUUUUUUAUCUUCAGCUGCAACUUCAUUUGCUUGACCUUUUCCACUUUGUGCUCAAGUUUUUAUGGAGAAUUGAUACUAUAAUCUUCAUUAAACUAAAUGAGCCCCCACCUCAAACGUGCUUGAAAUAAAUAAACUAGCCCUCCCCCCCCGGGGGGGGGGGCUUAAUAGAGGAUUUACGUUAAAUUGGGAAUACGUCUUGAUCCCCUUUGCAGCCAGAGGACUUUGAUACAUUUGUGUCAGCUGUCAUAGAUGAUAAGGUACGUUUAAUAUUAUCAUGUUUUAAUAUUUUUGUAAUUUAUUUUCUGCAUAAGUAGAGUGUUUUAAAUUUUGCUCUGUUUUCUGACUUGUUUUGUCCUACUUUAGUCGUUUAGCACCAUCAAAGGUUACAUUGAUUAUGCCAAAGCAAGCCCUGACCUCAGUAUUGUAGCUGGAGGUAAUUGUGACAACAGGUAGGUUUAAAAGUAUGAAGUAAUUUCCCCAGUACUGUGUGCCUGUGAGCAAGCUCUUUACUUAUGGCGAGGAAAGCAAGUUCCGAGGAAUUACAAGCUAGGCGCGGAUCCACACCGGUUUCCACCGUUAUAUGGAAUUUCGCAUGGAAAUCGUUCAAAUUUUCAAAAUUGAUAAAUUUUAAUAAUAGAAGAAACUGUCCAAAAUGAAAUCUGGAAAAUGUUUUGGAGCCAGUGAAUAUCUUGUCUGAAUGACUCAGAAACCUAGGAAAGGAGACUUUGGGGAGUCAAAAUCCGCACCCUUAUAUUGCAAGUGUACAUGCUAGCUAGGAAGACUGUAGGCAGUCUUUCUUUUUUGUUUCACAAUAGAUCGAGAGCAGAGUCUGAACAUGUGUGAGGAGUAAGCAGCAAAGCCAUGAGGAACAAGGGCGAAAGCCCAAAGUCCCUCUCUCCGCUCCAAUCUCUCCACUUACUUAUCAUCAAUUUGCCUAAUUUUACUGUUUCGUUCGCCGCGUGUGGCUCUGAGGAAAGACGGAUGACCUCUCUCAGAUUACCACUUGUUUGAUAUCUCUGUAAUAGGUAGUUUUGCCUUGUUAUUGUAGUGUGGGAUACUUCAUUGAACCAACGAUCAUUGAAACCAAGAAACCCGACGACAAAAUCAUGAAUGAGGUAUUAGCAAUAACUUUCUUUUCAACAUUGUUUCCGUAAAAAACAGGUCUGAAACUUUCUCUUUUUCUAUUCUCCUUGUCUGGACUCUGGUGCGCGUCCAAAAUGUCUUAUAAUUACAGUGCUCUAAUUUUUUUCCUUCUGUAGGAGAUUUUUGGUCCAGUUCUUACGGUGUACGUGUAUCCAGAUGCAAAAUAUAGGGAGACGCUAGACUUGGUGAGAGACUCUAUAGUGACAACAUUCGCCCUUCAGUGUUAAACGAUAAAGUUUAAGCUGUUAAAUAACGCCGCUCCGUACAUAAUGGUAUGAAUCACGUUUCAGACAUUUGUUUCAACAUUUAUUUCACCAAGUGGUCAUGUGUGCAAAACUCUGUAAGUGUUUGGAAAAAACACGUUUCUGUUGUGUUAACUGUUACAAACGCAGCAGUUAAGCAGUGCUCGAAAAAAGUCCCGUAGUAGACGUAGUAAUAGUCCGGGUUGAGAAGAUUUCCUUGCUAGGCAACUAACUUUUACAGCGUACUUGCCCAAUGGGCAAGAGUCCAGGCUAGCCACCCUCCAACUAAAUCCCCAUUAGGCUGAUUUAGCAACAGAACGGAAAUGUCAGUUGACGAACAGUUGACAACGGGAAAGCAAGCGAAAAGGACUGAUUACGACUUCCGGUACCCAAUUUGUCGCUCUGCCAUUGGCCAAGCCUGCUUUUUCAUUUGCGCACGCCGUUGUCACUGCCGUCGCGUAGUCUAAGACAAGCAAGAUGUGGCCCCGGGCAAGUAAAAGGUGAGAGCUGCCUGCCUAAAGGACUUGCUUGAAUUCAAGUUUUUUUGAACCCCUAGACGAUUGCCUUUGGUUGAACGUUGUCUUAAAUGGGUUUUUUCAAAUUCAAUUAGGUGGAUAAAACGUCGCCAUUCGGUUUAACCGGAGCAGUCUUUGGAAAAGACAGGUAAACAGUUCUCUUUGAAAUGAAUGUAAUGAAGUGCUCGCCAGGGAGUUUAAAACUUGACUGGAUGCGUUUAUUUUGUCCCUCUUGAAUUUCAGCCGAAUAGCCUGUGUACAGACGUCCCCCUCCCCUCAGAAAACAUCGAGGAGAGAGGCGUCUGUGAAUCGUCGUCGUCCCCGAUUUUUUCUCAGGGGAGGGGUGCUUCUGUACACAGGCUUCAGCCGAAUUUCUCCACAAUGAGACAGAGUAGCCUGCGAAAACAGCCAUCUCUUUCCGCUUCUGGCCGCCAGGGACGUUUUGCCUGGGGAAUCUCUCCUGGCGAAACUUCCCUAGCGGCGAGACGGCUAUGUUCGCAGGCUAAAGACAGAGAUAUUGAGGGAUAAGAGGCCGCUUUCGGAAAUCGGCCCUUGUAGAGAGGUUAAAACCACAGUGAAUAUACCCGCCUGGACAAGGGAAGUGUCCAUUGGUAGAGGUUUGACUGCACUGCAAGUUACGGAUUACCUUUAAAAAUCCAAGGCUGCAAAUAAUUUGAUUUUCCCAAAGGACAUUUGGCUGGCCAACUGGCUACUUUGAUCGGAAAAAACAAAACUGUGGUCAAUCUAAAUCGAGUACGCAUAAGGCUUCUUCAGUGAGAACUGUGUUUGGUAGAUGCGACGUUUGCAGGUUAAGACCGAUCACGGUAUUAUUCACUGAAAUAAUGUUACUUUGUUGGUACGACAAUUCACAAUUGCUUAAGGUAUAUUUAAAUCAUUUUCAAAGUGAUAUUCAUCGAUUGGCACGAAAUUCUGUUCGACCACAUAUAUGAUUUCGUCGAAUAUGGGCCAAUUUUGUGGGACAUUGUCUGAUUAUUUGCAGCCCGUAAAAAUUGGGCGUUUCAUAAAAUUUAUGCAAUCAUUCACGAUGCAUGGACAUUAAUUUAAACGUUCUUACAGACACUUUAUUCAGGAGGCUUCUGAUGUUCUAAAAGAUGCUGCUGGUAACUUCUACAUCAACGAUAAAUCAACGGGAUCAAUUGUGGGACAGCAGCCUUUUGGAGGGGCUCGCCUGUCCGGUGAGUACAAAGACGCUAUUUGCCGAGAACAUACUUGUAUCUGCUUCCUGUUCAGAUUAUAUUGCUUCCAUUUUCGAUUUUGUUCUGUUUAGUAGGAUUAAAACCCACUGACGUUCACUGCCAAGUUUUAGUCAUUGAAAAAAAAGUUUGCUUCGCGAAGUUGUGCUAACGUUUGACUUUGUGGACGAAAUCAAACAGUGUGACCCUCUAUUUAAAUGAAAGCUACUGAGCAGCACUUUUCUGUGGUAGCUUGUGGUACUAUUUGUUAUGCCGUGCAAGGGGGCGGAGGUUGGGAGUGUCUCUCUCUAACCCGAAACGAAGCAUCUGCUACGGUUCGACAUAGGGAGAAGGAUUAAGGUGAGGAGCCCCCGGUCUUCUCCCUGAGAUUCCCUCCUUGUUGAUUGUAAUGCUCUCUAACCGGUGUUUCAUUUGCAGGUACGAACGACAAGGCCGGGAGCUCGCAUUAUAUCAUGAGAUGGGUGUCGCCGCAGAGCAUUAAGGAAACUAUGUUGCCGGUAGACGACUACAAAUACCCUCAUCAGAGCUGA